AAUGGCUUGGGAAUGGAGAUAGCUUUGGUGAGUUUUGAGAAAAUGGGCGAUGGAGGCAGUGAUGGAGAAACCUACCAAAACCAAAACUCGUUGGAUCAUCCACGUUUGGUCCAAACUGGACACAACAAAGAACUCUACAGGAGAAGUCCACAACAGAGCUCCUGGAAAAUUAAUGACAUGAACAACACAAUGAUGGGCUCCACUGAGAAUACACUGUAUUAUUACAGUCCUCAUCGGUUUGACGAGGACAUUCUGGACUUGGACCUUGAUCAUGAAAGCAACGAGCGAGUUCUCAUCAAUAUUGCCGGACUGAGGUUCGAGACCCAGUUGGGCACCCUCAACCAGUUUCCCGACACUUUACUCGGAGAUCCCGACAAGAGAAUCAAGUAUUUCGACCCCCUGAGGAACGAGUAUUUCUUCGAUCGAAACCGACCCAGUUUUGACGGGAUUCUCUAUUUUUAUCAGUCCGGCGGGAAAAUCCGGCGACCAGUCAACGUGUCGAUCGACGUAUUCGCCGACGAAAUCCGAUUUUACCAGCUCGGUGAAGAAGCGAUGGAGCGUUUCCGCGAGGACGAAGGUUUUAUCAAAGAAGACGAGAAACCUUUGCCCCAGAACGAGUUUCAGAAGCAAGUAUGGCUCAUUUUUGAGUAUCCCGAAAGCUCCAGUCCCGCUCGGGGCAUCGCCAUCGUCUCCGUGCUCGUCAUCACUAUCUCGAUCAUCACCUUCUGUCUGGAAACUUUGCCCGAGUUUCGCGACGAGCGCGAGCUGCCGGUGACGAUUCGCGCGAUCAAUGGCACUCAAGAUAGCCCGUCGCUCACUUUUAGCGACCCGUUCUUCGUCAUCGAGACCACCUGCGUGAUCUGGUUCACCUUUGAGCUUUUCGUACGGUUCUUCGCCUGUCCAAGCAAGUCCGAGUUCUCCAAGACCAUCAUGAACAUCAUCGACAUCAUGUCUAUCAUGCCUUACUUCAUCACUCUGGGCACGGAGCUGGCGGAGCAACAGGGACAGGAGCACAACAACGGGCAGCAAGCCAUGUCGCUGGCCAUCUUGAGGGUCAUACGUUUGGUGCGGGUGUUCCGCAUCUUCAAGCUCUCCAGACACUCCAAGGGGCUCCAGAUCUUGGGUCAGACUCUCAAAGCCAGCAUGCGAGAGCUCGGCCUCUUGAUCUUCUUUCUUUUCAUCGGGGUCAUCCUGUUUUCCAGCGCCGUCUACUUCGCGGAGGCUGAUGAACCCGAGUCUCACUUCUCCAGCAUCCCAGACGCCUUCUGGUGGGCGGUGGUCACCAUGACAACCGUUGGCUAUGGCGACAUGAGGCCGGUGACAGUGGGGGGCAAGAUCGUGGGCUCUCUCUGCGCGAUCGCAGGGGUGUUGACCAUUGCACUACCGGUGCCCGUCAUCGUGUCUAACUUUAACUAUUUCUAUCACAGGGAAACCGACCAAGACCAGGCGUCCCUCAGAGACGAGCCCAGCCCCGCGAGCCAAUGUGAUGAGCUUCAGUUGCUGAGGAAAUCGUCCCUUAACUCGAAAGAGGAUGCAAACACGCCCAUCGAGAAGACAAAUAUUAAAGCCAACAGCAGAAUGGAUAUUAAGCGUUCCCUUUAUACAUUUUGCUUGGAUAAAAGAAAAGCAGAUCUCUAG
Myxocyprinus asiaticus (Chinese sucker) is the source of this 1638-nucleotide messenger RNA. RefSeq names its product potassium voltage-gated channel subfamily A member 1-like. Gene Ontology annotation, biological process: potassium ion transmembrane transport; protein homooligomerization. The transcript has a single exon. The record is from RefSeq and is a predicted model, not a curated record. The annotation marks the transcript as partial. Gene Ontology annotation, cellular component: voltage-gated potassium channel complex; membrane. Gene Ontology annotation, molecular function: protein binding; delayed rectifier potassium channel activity. Lineage: Eukaryota; Metazoa; Chordata; Actinopteri; Cypriniformes; Catostomidae.